Molecule: messenger RNA, 1647 nt
Organism: Ornithodoros turicata
Lineage: Eukaryota; Metazoa; Arthropoda; Arachnida; Ixodida; Argasidae
Exons: 5
Coding region: 425-1363 (312 amino acids)
Source: RefSeq, a predicted model, not a curated record
CUUUGUCCAACUUUGUCCUUGCCUUGCUUUGUCCGCCGAAGAGAAGCGAGAACUCACUAAAUCGUUAGUGCACUUUCUGCCGAGUGUCACUAAAAUAUGUGGUAUGACAGCAUAGGAAUUACACUAAGUGCAAGUGUCACUCGCUGAAAGUGACACUAAAUUAGUCCGUCUGAAUGAGUUCAUUCAGUUCAUACGAAUGACUGGUUCAGUCUGAACGAAUCAUUUUCGAACGGCACAUCACUGACUGCCGAUCGUUUGUUGCACGAUAGGCGCCGCCGUGGACUUCCAGCACGGAUGUGCCGUUUGCAUAAGCAGUGUCCGUGGUGUACGUAGCCAAGUCUACACUAAUCCCUUGAAACGUCUGCAGCGGGAUCGUCACUAAAGCAUUAUAGCAGCAACAGGAUCCACUAUUUGAUGCGUCAACAUGCUAGCCGUGCGUCGUGUGCAGUGGGAGGCAUUGCGGCAGUGGAGCCGGCAUAGUUACCGCGCUUAUACUAAUAAUCAUGCUGGCGUCGUGUGGCAGCGGACGCUCAGCGGAGUGAGCGUGUUUCGAAUGGAAGUACCACAGUGCCGCGUUGAGUCGAGCGAAAGCAGAGAGCUCACAAUCCGCAUAGCGGACGGGGACCAUGGGGAACCUGUCGUUCGUCUGAAUCAGAAGAAUAACGUUGCAUCCUUGGCGCUUGAGUGCUCUGGACACAGUACUCGCUGCAGUGUCUCCCUACCAUCCAACACCAGCUUAGAUGUAUUGGGCCGAGACAUUUCUUUGGACGGGCUAUUACUUGAUCAAUGUCGGCUGUCUGGAGAAACCGUCACUUUCUCCAACGUCAAGUUGGCCAAGACACUGUCUGUGGAAGCUGCUCAAGUGACGUGCAGAGGGGUGCUACAGUCGGGGGACAUCAGACUUCAGACGCAGAAACUACUGGCUGAGAGAAUUCUGGUAUCACGGACGCUGGAGGUGUCCGCUAGUGAAGUUAGGGUCAACGCGGUCUACACGGACAGCCUGCUUCUGGACUGCCAGGGCCUUGUGGACUUGGGCACAGUGCACGGAUACGGCACUCUGACUACUGGGGACAUCCGUGUAGGUAGCAUCGAGGGAAACUUUGAUGUAAUCACAACCUCUGGGAAAGUAAGCCUCUUAGUGGCACGCACGGACAAGUUGACUGUACGCACGACGACGGGUGAUGUCUGCCUCUACUUCCUGACGCCAUACUCAACAUAUGCACAGGGGCAUACAGUAUAUCGGCAUGAAGAUAUUCCAAAUGGUACAGACAAUGAUGCCACUGUGCGUGUGUUUUCCCAAGGCGGAAAAGUGUACCUGGCUAAACAGGAUUGGGCCACACACAUUGUUGGUAGACAAGCAUGAGUAGGAGUACUAUUUUAAGAAGCCUUUUUUGGAGAUACAAACUGUUUUGGGUUAUUUCAGAUCUUGCUCUGCAGUAGCUGCUUCACCAUGUCAUUUCUUUCUUUUUUUUUUGUCCUCGUUGCUCUGGUGUAUGAACAAAGGAGGUUGUAUCUCUGUGGAGAUCUGUACUACCGAAGUAUGCCAUGAAACACACCUGCUGAAAUGUUAUUUAUUUGGAACUUAUGGUAUUAAUAAAAUAGCCAUUGUAGUGAUGACAAUGUAAAAUAAAGUGGCUCUCUUCAACA